Drosophila persimilis is the source of this 561-nucleotide messenger RNA. RefSeq lists its product as uncharacterized. The transcript has 3 exons. The annotation marks the transcript as partial. The record is from RefSeq and is a predicted model, not a curated record. NCBI's taxonomy places the organism in Eukaryota, Metazoa, Arthropoda, Insecta, Diptera, Drosophilidae.
GAGGAGCAGCAGGAGGAGCAGCAUCUUGUUGUUGGCACAAAUUUGCAAAAUAAAUUACCAGCAUCGAGUGCGGAUUGCCACUUAAGUCCCCAUACGCGUACGCCCACAUCUGCGUCCCGCGUAUCGCCCGCGUCGUCUAUGCUCUUGCCAUAUCAAAUUAAUCAACGUGCUACAUUGUUGCAGCAGCAGCAGCAGCAGCAGCAGGCAGCAUCAUCAACAACAACAUUGCCAUCACAUGUGCCCGUGCCCGGGCCCGGGGCAGCAACAACUCCUCGGCAGCCUCGUAUUUUUAAACGUGAUACAAUCCAAACAGCGACCACUGCAUCACCUUUGACACCGCAGCAGCAACUGCAACGCCUGCUUGCAACGGCAGCCUCCACAACAACCGCUGCCACACCUCGGCUCGAGUUCAUACUUUACACAGAAGUCUAUGAAGAGGACUCGAUCGCCGUUGCCCCAAGCGAUUCCGAAUCCAAAUCAAAGUCGAAAACUCUCGCGGAGGAGCAGGCGGAGGAGCUGCCGCUGGAUAGCGAUACCUUUUGGCAGAAAUACGGUGAGUAG